AUGUCUAGCCAUAUCAAGUUUGCAGAGCCUAUCCAGAAGAAAGGUGGCAAUGGGCCUUUGAGAGGAAGGGAAAGUGCAGAAAAGGGGUCGACACAAAGAGCACCUUCUCCCGGAACUGAAAUCGUUUACCCGACAGGAUGGAGACUCGUGCUUACUACCAUAGGGCUCUUGAUUGGGUUCUUUCUCUCCAAUUUGGACGUGACGAUUGUAAGCUCGUCUCUGACGAGCAUGACAGAUGAUCUUAAAGGCUUUGAGAAAAGAAGUUGGAUCGUUACUGGAUACCUGGCUACUUAUACAGUGAGUGAUAUCAUUGGCAGAAAGCAUACUACAAUUGCUUCCCUUGUCAUCCUGCUUGCAUUUUCAAUUGGAUGUGGAUGUGCCCACACAAUCAACCAACUUAUAAUUCUUCGAGCACUCCAAGGAAUAGGAGGAGCUGGUGCAUACGCACUGGCACUGUUAUGCAUCUAUGAAAUAUCCCCUAAGACAAAGCUUCCGGGAUAUAGCGGUCUUAUGUCAUUCUGCCUCGCUCUUGCAUCUUUAAUAGGCCCAAUAAUCGGAGGCGCGUUUGCGCAAGACUCAGCCUGGAGAUGGACUUUUCUCAUCAAUGCUCCAUUAUGCGGUGUUGCAAUCAUUGUCAUCUUCAUUGCUAUGCCCACAAAUUUCGGUCUUGAUCAGCAUACUCCGUCGUUUAGAACGCGAGCGUCGUAUCACUCAUUUGCAAAUCUUGAUCUCACGGGCUCAGUCCUGCUGAUGGCGGGCUCGUUCUUGAUCGUUGCCGUCUUGAACGAGACGAAUCUAGCAUUUUCAUGGUCGUCCGGGGGAGCAAUUGCGCUCCUCGUGUUAACAGGCGUUUCCUGGAUUGCUUUCUUUGCCUGGGAGUGGUAUAUUUCAGGAAUUCCAGGCAAAGAUCCUAUAUUCCCCAAAAGAUGGCUAUUUGACCGACCAUGGAUGGGUAUUUUGACUUCUUCAUUCGUUAUCGGUGUACCAUGGAAUGUAGUCAUCGUCUACGUUCCGCAGCAAGCCCAGAUUCUUCUAAGCAAAUCACCGUUAGACUCUGGUAUCUAUUUGAUUGCAUACUCAGCUGUGGCAGCAUUUGCAGCGGGUAUUGUCAACAUCGCCAGUUCCAGGGGUCGCAUUCCGUUUGUCUAUACGCUGCUCGUGGGUUGUGUAGUUCACACUGUCGGCAUGGGACUCCUUUCAACCAUUACCACAUCACAUGGCUUCCAUGCCACGGAUAUUGUCUAUGAAGCUAUUGCAGGUGCAGGCAUGGGUAUAAUAAUGGGUGUCCUAGUGCUAUCCAUACCAUACGUAGUCGAGGACAGAGACCUUGCAAUCGCUACUGGCGCUGUCGUCCAAUUCCGAUUCCUUGGAGGGGCCAUUGGUCUUGCCAUUGCAUCCAAUAUCUUAAACGGUCGCUUGGCACAUCAUCUGAAGGGUGCUCUGACAAAUCACGAACUGCAUCUAUUCCUCGAGAACGUCAAAUCGAUAGACUAUCUUUCCCCGCAUCUACAGCACCAGGUAAAGGAUGUUUUCGCUGGCAGUUACAGCACGCAGCUGCGUGUCAUGAUUGGAUUUGCAGGUGCGCAGAUAUUUGCAAUUCUUCUGCUACUCAAGAAGGGCCGCCAGCUUGCAGCUGGAAAAGUACACCCAGGUAUUAGUUCUGGGUAA
Penicillium antarcticum is the source of this 1668-nucleotide messenger RNA. RefSeq lists its product as uncharacterized. Gene Ontology annotation, molecular function: transmembrane transporter activity. The transcript is spliced from 7 exons. The record is from RefSeq and is a predicted model, not a curated record. Bases 1 to 1668 code for a protein of 555 amino acids. Gene Ontology annotation, biological process: transmembrane transport. NCBI's taxonomy places the organism in Eukaryota, Fungi, Ascomycota, Eurotiomycetes, Eurotiales, Aspergillaceae.